Messenger RNA from Chrysoperla carnea, 924 nucleotides. Its product is annotated as farnesol dehydrogenase-like. The coding region runs from base 127 to 891 and encodes 254 amino acids. Lineage: Eukaryota; Metazoa; Arthropoda; Insecta; Neuroptera; Chrysopidae. The record is from RefSeq and is a predicted model, not a curated record. The transcript is spliced from 4 exons.
AUAAAAUUACUAAGCAUUCGGUAAAUAUAUAUUUAUUUACUGGAAAACAUAGCUUGGAUUAUUUGUUCAAAAGUAACAUUUUAGAUAUUUUUUGAAAGUGUACCUAUACAAAUUUUACAUUUUAAAAUGGAACAAUGGAAUGGUGCAGUAGCAGUUGUUACCGGAGCAAGUGCUGGAAUUGGUGAAAGUAUUGCUAUUGAAUUAGUUAAAAAAGGAUUAAAAGUUGUCGGACUUGCAAGAAGAAUAGAUCGUCUUAAUAAAUUAAAAGAAGAUUUAAAAAAUGAAUCUGGUGAAUUUCAUCCAAUUAAAUGUGAUAUGACUAUUGAAGAAGAUAUUUUGGCUGCAUUUCAAUGGACCCGUAAUAAUUUAGGGGGCGUUAAUUUACUUGUAAAUAAUGCUGGAACUAGUCGACACUCUAAUCUUACAGAAGGGAAAACAUCUGAUUGGAAGACCGUCAUUGAUUUAAAUUUACUUGGCUUAUGUAUUGCGACUCGUGAAGCAGUCAAAAUAAUGACAGAGAAUGAUGUGGCGGGACUUAUAAUUCAUAUAAACAGUGUAGCCGGUCAUUUUCCAUUAACUUCUCAAGCUCCAACUUUAAAUGUUUAUGGAGCAUCAAAGUAUGCUGUCACUUCUGUAGCCGAAACAUUACGCUUAGAGCUAGCAGCUAAAAAAUCAAAAAUUCGUGUAACCAGUAUUAGUCCAGGAGUAGUAAAAACCGAAAUUCUUCAAGCAAGUGGUUUGGAUAAGAUCGAAUCAAUUAGAGAUAUAAUGAAGACUAUACCAGCCUUAGAGCCUGUCGAUGUUGCAAAUGCAGUGUUAUACUUAAUGACUACUCCACCGUCUGUAAACGUUACAGAAUUGACUAUCAGACCAACUGGAGAAACUUUAUAAUUUUGUUUUUAAUUUUAAUUUAAACGUCUCACA